Nematolebias whitei (Rio pearlfish) is the source of this 2503-nucleotide messenger RNA. Its product is annotated as frizzled-7. NCBI's taxonomy places the organism in Eukaryota, Metazoa, Chordata, Actinopteri, Cyprinodontiformes, Rivulidae. Gene Ontology annotation, biological process: non-canonical Wnt signaling pathway; canonical Wnt signaling pathway. Bases 458 to 2161 code for a protein of 567 amino acids. The transcript has a single exon. Gene Ontology annotation, molecular function: Wnt-protein binding; Wnt receptor activity. The record is from RefSeq and is a predicted model, not a curated record. Gene Ontology annotation, cellular component: plasma membrane.
AGGAGAGCGAGCGCGAGCCUCGGGACUUCCAAACGCCCAGCAUGUGAACUAACGCUCGGCGUGAAGUUUAGCCUGAAAACCGCUGGGAAUAUAUGCCCGUUUGUGCAGUCUUUCGCGACUUUUACGUUGUGAAGGUACCGGAGUCGUUCAAGUUGUCGUUAAAUUGUAGAAAACUGGAGUUGGAGUGCAGUUUUCUUUUCUUUCCGCGGACUGGGAGUGAGAGUGGACUGCUUGGAGUCACUUACAAAGAACAUUAAGAAGUCAUGACACGACGGACGUUUUUCUUGGAUUUAUCUUUGUAAAAUACAUGAGAAAAGUCGGCGCGAAACAUCCCAACUCGGAUUACUUGGAGUGCGAGUGAAGUAUUGGGACAAUAAUCGCAGGUUUCUGCUGUUUUGAGCCGUUUUCAAGUCACUUGGAUCAAAGUUUUUCCUCUCCCUCCCCCUCCUUUUCAACUAUGGCGGCGGCCAGGUUCUCCAGCGGCUCGGUGUUGCUGCGGGUCGUGUGGCUGCUGUGCGGGCUGGUUCUCCCGCCCGCUUCUGCUCAACAUUACAACAGCGAAAGCGGGAUCUCUGUUCCGGAGCACGGCUUCUGCCAGCCCAUCUCCAUCCCCCUCUGCACCGACAUCGCCUACAACCAGACCAUCAUGCCGAACCUCCUGGGCCACACGAACCAGGAGGACGCCGGGCUGGAGGUGCACCAGUUCUACCCGCUGGUGAAGGUCCAGUGCUCCGCGGACCUGAAGUUCUUCCUGUGCUCCAUGUACGCCCCGGUGUGCACGGUUCUGGAGCAGGCCAUCCCCCCGUGUCGGUCGCUGUGUGAGCGCGCGCGGCAGGGGUGCGAAGCCCUGAUGAACAAGUUCGGCUUCCAGUGGCCCGAGCGGCUUCGCUGCGAGGCUUUCCCAGUCCACGGAGCCGGUGAGAUCUGCGUGGGUCAGAACACGUCCGAGCCCAACAGCCCUGCCUCUGCAUCCCCCAACCCGCAGAAGCCGGUGACCCUCCCACCCAUGGGUGAUCGACCCCCUCAUCGUCCGCCCCAACACAACCAGCCGCACCAGUUCUCCUGCCCCCUGAAGUUGGAGGUGCCGCCCUACCUGGGCUACAGAUUUAUGGGGGUCAAAGACUGCGGGGCCCCCUGUGAGCCCACAAAGCCAAGUGGGAUCAUGUAUUUCCGUGAGGAUGAGGUGAAGUUCGGCCGCCUGUGGGUGGGCAUCUGGUCCAUCCUGUGCUGUGUGAGCACCUUGUUCACUGUUCUCACAUAUUUGGUGGACAUGAGGCGGUUCCGGUACCCCGAGCGGCCCAUCAUCUUCCUAUCCGGGUGCUACUUCAUGGUGGCUUUAGCCUACGCAGCCGGGUUCUUCCUGGAGGACAAAGUGGUCUGUGUGGAUAGAUUCAAAGUGGACGGGUACAGGACCGUGGCUCAGGGGACCAAAAAGGAGGGCUGCACCAUUCUCUUCAUGGUGUUGUACUUUUUUGGCAUGGCCAGCUCCAUCUGGUGGGUGAUCUUGUCCCUGACGUGGUUCCUCUCUGCUGGGAUGAAAUGGGGCCACGAGGCCAUAGAAGCCAACUCCCAGUACUUCCACCUGGCUGCGUGGGCCGUCCCAGCCAUCAAGACCAUCACCAUCCUUGCCAUGGGCCAGGUGGACGGAGACGUGCUGACGGGGGUGUGCUUUGUGGGAAUCUUCAACGUAGACGCGCUCCGCGGCUUCGUCCUGGCCCCGUUGUUUGUCUACCUGUUCAUUGGCACGUCCUUCCUCCUAGCCGGCUUUGUGUCCCUGUUCCGGAUUCGCACCAUCAUGAAGCACGAUGGCACCAAAACGGAGAAGCUUGAGAAGCUGAUGGUUCGGAUCGGCGUGUUCAGCGUGCUCUACACGGUUCCGGCCACCAUAGUGAUCGCCUGCUACUUCUACGAGCAAGCCUUCAGGGAGCACUGGGAGCGGACCUGGCACAUGCAGACCUGCAAGCGCUUCGCCAUGCCCUGUCCGGUCCACAACUUUGCACCCAUGACCCCGGACUUCACUGUGUUCAUGAUCAAAUACCUGAUGACCAUGAUAGUCGGGAUCACCUCUGGCUUCUGGGUUUGGUCUGGGAAGACCCUUCAGUCCUGGCGGCGGUUCUACAAGCGUCUUAGCAACGGGAACCACGGGGAGACAACGGUGUGAAGGUUUUUUUUUUUUGGAUUAAAACGAAGGCCACUGAUUGGGCUGCACAAUAUAUCAAAAUGUUAUUGUUGCAGUGUCACUGGGCGCAACAUCACAAAGGACUGCUUGAACGCUAAUAAAUCAUAGGCCAAGAUAUUUCAAGAACAAUGAAUUUAUUUUCCGCACUAACAAUGUAUGUGAUCCGACGGUCUCUCGCUGGUCUCGAAGCCCACACCUGGCUCAGAUGAUUGUGAUGACAGAAGUGAAAGUGAGGGGAAAUGUGGGUUUAUCAACUUGAUAUCAAUAUUAUUGCAUGUUUUUCUGCUAGCUGCAGCCGUAGCCACUGUUUUAUUGAACUCAAUG